GCCCGGCGGGAGAAGCUGCAGCACCUGGUGCUGUGGCCAAAGCUGAACUCCGGGAAGCUCUAUCAGGUGACGGUGGCAGAUGUCCAUGAGUUGUUCGCCAUCUUCGAUGUGGAAGGGUCCGGUGAGAUUUCCAUGGAAGAGCUUAUGGAGAUCAAGAAGGUCCAAGGCCUCACCCUCUCCAAGGAAGACAUUGCCGCACUAGGACGAGAUGCGGACAAAGAUGGCUCUGGUCUCAUCAGUGUGAAUGAGCUCUACAAAGCCUUCAUCCAAGGGGAGGUUGCUUACAACUUGAUAAAGAAGUCCAUCAAUGAAGAGAACGAUGUGCAACAUCUCGCAGAAGGGGAGUGCUUAAUCGAUGAUCUUAUCGAGUGGAUGAGGCAGGAAUACGACAUCAAUGCUGACCUUUGGUCGUUGCCUCAAACGCUGCUGCUCUUCUGCGUCUUCCUCUACACAGGCAGCGCUCACUUGCCCGUGCGAUCUGGCUGGGAGAUUGCUGAGAACUAUCCAGCUUCAGCAGUCUUUGGUUACUACAGGCUCUCGUGGUUGUAUGACAGAUUGUCACUGUACGAUUUCCUGGCGACCACCUGGAUCGCCCAGCAUCUCAAUCAGGACCUGGCUCUGUACCCGCCCGGGCGCUACUUCGGUCGGAACCAAGUGAUCGGCGGAUUCCGCUUCAGGCGGUUCUACACGACGCCGCAAAACUGCAGCAUGCCGGAAUACUUGGAACGGGUCUACUAUCCCUUUCCGCAAAGACUCACCGUGCAAUGCUUCAAGCUGAGCAGCGAAUCCUACGAGGACAGGUGGGUCUUAUACCAUGAACGAAGCGACUCAGUCAAAAGAACGAUGGACGAGUGGACCUACAGCAACUGGUUGGAUGACAACACGACUGCUCUCAAUAUUGAUUCCGUCCUCCUGAAUCCGGUUCUGGGCACGUACACAUUCGAGCAGCUCACGUUCAGAUUCGAGAACAAUGGCUUCACGAAACACGUGCAGUUUGCAGAGACAUUUCUUUCGGAGCCGUACAAAGACUUGUCUGGCCUCGUGCCGGACGUGCUGUUCAUGCUCAUCUUGAUGCGCAUCCUGUAUUCAGAGAUCAAAGAACUGCUGCCGGCUCUCUCGAUCGGGUUUGAUGGUAUCAUGAACUACCUGCAGUUCUGGAACAUUGUGGAUUGGCUGGCUAUCUUUUGGGGGGCAAUCUGCGCUGGACUCUGGGUCGUCUUUUGCAUUCAUCUCUCCAUGGUGCAGCCCCGAAUCGAGCAGCUCCCUUUGCGACAGAUGGACCAAAUUGUUUAUGCAAACAACACCUACAUGCAGAGAUGGGAGGUGAACAUCAUGAUGCCACGGCCGGAGUAUGAGGCCCUGUUGGAGAGCAUGAUGCAGGCAUGCCAGGAUGCUUCCAUUUGGCAUGAGGCAGUACGAAUGCUCUGCGUCUUGUACCUCUUCGUCCUGAUGAUGAAGUUCUUCAAGUCCUUCAAGGCAAAUGCUCAGCUGGACGUUGUCAUCACGACUUUGUCGGGCUCUGUUAAAGAUGUGUCUCACUUUGCUAUUGUCUUCUUCACCAUCUUCCUCUGCUACGCUUGGAGCGGUCAUAUCUUCUUCGGGAAGUCUACGGAAGGCUGCAGCACGAUGCUGGGUGCCAUCUUCUGGCGCUGGUCCAGUGGUGUGGGAGUUGGCGACAUGGAAGACCUCGAUUUGCUUGGCCGAAUCCUCGGCUACACCUACACUUUAUCGUACGAGUUCUUGGUGCUGAAUCUGCUGUUCGGCAUUCUGUUUGGCUUGAUCUUUGAGUCCUACGGCCGGACCCAGAAGGAGGCAGGGAACCCCAUCUCGGUGGUGGAGCA
Molecule: messenger RNA, 1841 nt
Organism: Symbiodinium necroappetens
Lineage: Eukaryota; Dinophyceae; Suessiales; Symbiodiniaceae
Source: the annotation of a GenBank genome assembly